AUGGCCGCUCGCGGGUCGAGGGGGCCCUCGCCCGAGCUGCUCGCCGCGGCGGAGCAGCUCGCGUGGGCCGCGGGCGAGGACCUCCCCCAGGACGUGCGCUGGAGCGAGGAGCGCUGCAGCGGGUUCAUCGCCGGCUGGGUGGCCGCCAACGGGCCCAUGCCGCCCUCGCAGAGCGGGUGGGGCCUGGCGCAGGACCGCCGCGGCGGCCCCGCGCGCCGCGGCGAGCGCUUCGGCGCGCCACCGGCCCCUGCACGCGCGGGCUCGGCGCACCCAGCCGGCGGGGAUGUUCCUGACCUCGUGUGCCGGAACCCAGAGCUCUGGAAACCGUUCGUCAGGUUUGUGGACACGCGGACAGUGAUGCCGUCACCACCCACCGAGAAGCAGCUGGCGUAUGCACAUGCUCUCGCGCAGGACGUCGGCUUCCAGGUGCCGGGCAAGGCGCGCGAAAACGCCAUGGCUUGCAGCGAGCUCAUCAGCGAUUUGGAAGCUGUUCGGAGGCCGCGCCCGCCCACCGAGAAGCAGCUGGCCCUUGCACAUGAGCUCGCGCAGCAGGCAGGCAUCAAGGUGCCGGACGAGGUGCGCGAGGACAUCGCGGCUUGCCGUGAGUUCAUCGAGCGUUUGAAUGCUGCGCGGGAGCCGAGGCCCACCGAGAAGCAGCUGGCCUUUGCCCAGGAGCUCGCGCAGCUGGCAGGCAUCAAGGUGCCGGACGAGGUGCGCGAGGACUUCGCGGCUUGCAGAGAGUUCAUCGAGCGUUUGAAUGCUGCGCGGUGGCCGAGGCGGGGGCCGGGCCCGCCCACCGAGAAGCAGCUGGCCUUUGCACAUGAGCUCGCGCAGCAGGCAGACAUCAAGGUGCCGGACGAGGUGCGCGAGGACUUCGCGGCUUGCAGUGAGUUCCUCGACAGGUUGAAAGCUGCGCGGUGGCCGAGGCCCACCGAGAAGCAGCUGGCCUUUGCACAGGAGCUCGCGCAGCAGGCAGGCAUCAAGGUGCCGGACGAGGUGCGCGAGGACUUCGCGGCUUGCAGUGAGUUCAUCGAGCGUUUGAAUGCUGCGCGGGAGCCGAGGCCCACCGAGAAGCAGCUGGCCUUUGCCCAGGAGCUCGCGCAGCUGGCAGGCAUCAAGGUGCCGGACGAGGUGCGCGAGGACUUCGCGGCUUGCAGAGAGUUCAUCGAGCGUUUGAAUGCUGCGCGGUGGCCGAGGCGGGGGCCGGGCCCGCCCACCGAGAAGCAGCUGUGAGUUCCUCGACAGGUUGAAAGCUGCGCAGGGGCCGAAUGCUGCGCGGGCGGCACCGCUGUCGCCUUUCGUGCAGAAGCUUGCGCGCGGCGUGGGCCUGGAGCCGGC
This is a messenger RNA of Prorocentrum cordatum, 1338 nucleotides long. The record is from the annotation of a GenBank genome assembly. NCBI's taxonomy places the organism in Eukaryota, Dinophyceae, Prorocentrales, Prorocentraceae.